Owenia fusiformis is the source of this 4629-nucleotide messenger RNA. The record is from the annotation of a GenBank genome assembly. Lineage: Eukaryota; Metazoa; Annelida; Polychaeta; Sabellida; Oweniidae.
AUGAGGAUGUACAGCGUCCUGCAGUUUCUUCUGCUUUAUUGUUACAUGGGCCGAAGCUUCAGUGCCGGGUCUGAUACAACAGAUAACACAGCCUGUCCACCAAAUUACUAUGGAGAUGAUUGUCAAGUAUACUGCCUUGCAGACCAUAGCAACCGCUUCCAUUGUGACGUAAAAACAGGUGUCAAACGAUGUAAUUCUGGUUGGGAAGAACCAUCAUUGGGCUGUAGUGUCAAACAGAGUGGCCCUUGUCCUCCAAACUUCUAUGAUCCGGGGUGCAGUGUGUUCUGUAAAGCAGAAGAUAGUUGCGAAGGAGGUCACUAUACGUGUGACCCAAAUACUGGUGCCAAGAUAUGUAUAGAUGGAUGGGAUCUUCCAGAAUUGAAUUGUACGCUCAAAAUUACUCCAAAGCCUAUUGAUGAAGAUUGUCCGGAUACAGAAAAACUUUGUGUGGGUGGUCAAUGCCACAACAAAUCAUGCUGCUGUUUUGACGACUGGACUGGACCAUAUUGUGACGUACCGAUAGACCAUUGUUCCAGUAACCCAUGUGGUAAUACUUCAACCUGCGAAAAAAUUCCUGAUGGAUAUCAAUGUCUCUGCGGACCUCACCUCUACGGUGUCAAUUGUGAAACGUACUGUAAAAUGGCUGAUGACUGUGAAAAUGGUCAUUUUACGUGUAACGGUAAAACUGGUGCAAAGGAAUGCAUUGAAGGCUGGGAGAGUCCAGAAAUCAACUGUACACUGAGAAUCAUUCCUCCACCCCUGGAUAUCGAAUGCCCGGAUGAAGGAUUCUGUGCCAAUGGGCAAUGCCACAAAAAAUCAUGUUGUUGUCUAAGCAACAGAUGGACAGGACAAUUCUGCGAGACACGCAUAGAUGACUGCUUGAGUGAACCAUGCCAAAAUGAGGGCACGUGUCAAGCUAAUCCGGAUGGAACUGGAUACGACUGUUUGUGUUCUCCAAACUACCAUGGCAACCACUGUGAAAUUCUAUGUAAAGAUGCAGAUGAUUGUAUAUAUGGUCACUAUGUGUGUAACACAUCCACUGGUGAGAAGAUAUGUCUCGAUGGUUGGGCUAUGCCAGAGGUAAACUGUACAUUAAGGAUCAUUCCUCCAGUAAUAGACCCCGAAUGUCCUGAAAAUGGUGUUUGUGUAGGUGGACAGUGCCAUAAAAAUCAAUGUUGUUGCUUUGAUGAAUGGACUGGGGAUUUAUGUGAAAUAAAAAUAUCUGGUUGUAGAAGCAAUCCGUGUUUAAACCAAGGGACGUGUAGGCCUACAGAUGAAGGCUAUGCCUGUAUUUGCCAUCCUUGGUAUACAGGGACACACUGUGAAACAUAUUAUCCGCAAUGUCCCCCAAAUUACUAUAAUCCACCAGCUUGCAAUGUGUACUGUCUUGCCGCAGAUGAUUGUGACAGAGGGCAUUAUACUUGUGAUCCCAACACAGGGGCGAAGGUUUGUCUACCUGGAUAUGUGAUGCCUGAAAAUGAUUGUAAAGUAAAAACACUCCCUCCACCAAAUGAUCCAGAUUGCCCAACUGAUACUCCUUGUGUUUAUGGAAGGUGCUACAGAGGAGCGUGUUGCUGUAAUGAACAUUACACUGGACGUCGAUGUGAAACGUUUAUUGAUUAUUGCGCAAGUCAGCCAUGUCGAAAUGGUGGUACAUGUACACAAAGUAUUGGAGGUUAUACGUGUAGCUGUUGUCAGAACUUUGAAGGAACGAACUGCGAGAGUUUUGUACAAAGAUGUCCACCUAAUUACUAUGGUCAACGUUGCGAAGGUUAUUGUCUUCCUCAGAAUGAUUGUGAUGGUCACUUCACAUGUGAUUGUCAGACAGGCAAUAGGGUGUGCCUUGAUGGCUGGAUGAGACCAGAAGCUAACUGCACAGUAAAGGAGACCCCGCCUAGUUCUGAUAGAGAAUGCCCUGACAGAGGUGCAUGUCUCAACGGAGGAGCAUGCUUUCAGAAAAUAUGUUGCUGUCCUAGAAACUUUAGAGGAGAAUUAUGUGAGAUACAAAAUAUGCCUUGUGAAAGAAAUAGGUGUAUGAAUGGAGGGACGUGUUUCAACCUCUCUCCAGGAUUUGAUGGAGAUUUCCAAUGCAUAUGUCCUCCUCAGUGGACUGGGUUAUUAUGCGAUACAACCUGGAACGGAUGUCCACCAAAUUAUUUCAACCCACCUGCAUGUAACGUUUUCUGUUGGGAAGCUGAUAGCUGUAGUGAAGGCCACUACACUUGUGGUCCAGAUGGCAGUAAGAUCUGUAGAGAACACUGGGAAUGCGUGGCAAGUGACUGUAGAACAAGAUACAGGCCGAAAUGGAACGAUACAGAAUGCCCACCAAUUGGCCCAAAUGGAGAAAUGUGUCGCUAUGGGGAAUGUCAUAGACAGACAUGCUGUUGUCAUUAUGGGUGGACUGGACCAUAUUGUGAUAUAUUUAAUCCUGCAACACCAUUGCCACCUCGUUAUUCAAAUGAUGCCAACGUUAAUGAAACAACAACAAAUGAAACUGACAGAAUAGAACGUAACAUUGAGAGAGGUUCUUUUAAAGUUGAAACACAAGAUUCAUGUAGCCUUAAAGAUAACUGCGCUGAAGGUCACUAUGUAUGUAAUGGCGGGACUAAAAUCUGUCGAGAUGGCUGGGCUGACGUAAGCACCAACUGUACAGUUCGAGCCGUUUCACCUGCUGUCGACUCAGAAUGUCCAGAUUCCGGUCAGUGCGAUAUGGGUUCGUGUUUUAAGAAGUCUUGUUGCUGUAUUCUAGGAUAUACAGGAGAUCUUUGUCAGGAACAGAUUAACCCAUGUGGCAGUAGCCCAUGUGCCAAUGGAGGGACAUGUAGGCGGGAUGGUCCUUUCAAUUACAAAUGCGAUUGCACAUCAUUUUACACUGGGAACAAUUGUGAAACUAGGAUGCGUUGUGAAAGGCAUAAAUAUGGUCCAAACUGUGAUGUCCAUUGUAAACCAGAGAACUCUUGUGCUGGUCAUUAUAGAUGUGAUCAAAACACGGGGGCUAAGAUUUGUCUUGAUGGUUAUAGAAAUUCAAAUCAGAAUUGCAUUGACAAAAUCAAUGAGGAUUUUGUAGACUGUCCAGCAGGCGGUUGCGAUACGCGAAAUGCUCAUUGUUUUAAGAAGCAGUGCUGUUGUAAGCCAGGUUUCAAAGGAGCAAGAUGUAACAUUGUCAAACUUCCAUGCGAAGACGUGAAAUGUGACAACAUAACAGAAGGUGCUUACUGUCGAAAUGAAGACGGAAAAGGACUGUGUUGCCGCAAUGCUAAUAAUAGUCGGGAUUGCAUUGAUCCAUCGAGCAACAUGACGACUACAGUACCCACAACAUCAACUGUCACUACAUCACAAUCAAGUAGAAUAACCAGUCCUUCUACGGCGAGAACAACAACCAGGUUAGUUUGCCAAGAUGGGUAUUAUGGUCCAACCUGUUCUGUGAGAUGUAAAGCAGAUGAGAGUAGUUGCGAACACGGGCACUACACCUGCCAUCCUACAACUGGAGAGAAGUUGUGUGAACAGAAUUGGGGACCUCCAAAUAACUGUACAGUAAAAUCACCAAACAUUGCAAACGACCCUGAAUGUCCAGAUGCUGGGAAUUGUAGAAAUGAUGGAAUAUGUUUCAAGAAGACAUGUUGCUGUCGUAAAAACUAUAGAGGUGAUCUGUGUGAAACGUAUGUUCUCCCAUGUGACAGACCAAACGCUGUCGUCUGUCAGAACGGGGGGACGUGUAGGAACGAUGAUGAUACCUCUAGUUGUGUUUGUCCUGAUGGUUUCACUGGAAGAUUAUGUGAAAACAGAAUUAUCCCGGGUUCAAGUACGGCGCUUCCAACAACAACUAGGACACCUACUGAAGCAAGUAGAAUAACCAGUCAUUCUACGGCGAGAACAACAACCAGGUUAGUUUGCCAAGAUGGGUAUUAUGGUCCAACCUGUUCUGUGAGAUGUAAAGCAGAUGAGAGUAGUUGCGAACGCGGGCACUACACCUGCCAUCCUACAACUGGAGAGAAGUUGUGUGAACAGAAUUGGGGACCUCCAAAUAACUGCACAGUAAAAUCACCAAACAUUGCAAACGACCCUGAAUGUCCAGAUGCUGGGAAUUGUAGAAAUGAUGGAAUAUGUUUCAAGAAGACAUGUUGCUGUCCUAAAAACUACAGAGGUGAUCUGUGUGAAACGUAUGUUCUCCCGUGUGACAGACCAAACGAGGUUGCCUGUCAGAAUGGAGGGACGUGUGUCAACUUGUCUUUUAGAUUUGAUGGAGAUUUCCGAUGCAUAUGUCCUCCUCAGUGGACUGGUAGAUAUUGCGAUACAACCUGGAAUGGAUGCCCACCAAAUUAUUUCAACUCACCUGCAUGUAAUGUUUUCUGUAGGGAAGCUGAUAGCUGUAGUGAGGGCCACUACACUUGUGGUCGAGAUGGCAGUAAGAUCUGUAGAGAACACUGGGAAUGCGAGGCAAAUGGUUGUAGAACAAGAUACAGGCCGAAAUGGAACGAUUUAGAAUGUCCCCCAAUUGGCCCGAAUGGAGAAAUGUGUCGCUAUGGAGAAUGUCAUAAACAAACAUGCUGUUGUCAUUAUGGGUGGACUGGACCAUAUUGUGAUAUAUUCAACCCUGCAACACCACUGCCUCCUCGGAACUGCAACUAG